Pseudocercospora fijiensis CIRAD86 is the source of this 372-nucleotide messenger RNA. RefSeq lists its product as uncharacterized. Gene Ontology annotation, biological process: nitrite transport; transmembrane transport. The transcript has 3 exons. The record is from RefSeq and is a predicted model, not a curated record. Lineage: Eukaryota; Fungi; Ascomycota; Dothideomycetes; Mycosphaerellales; Mycosphaerellaceae. Gene Ontology annotation, molecular function: high-affinity secondary active nitrite transmembrane transporter activity. Gene Ontology annotation, cellular component: membrane. The annotation marks the transcript as partial.
GGAAAUUUGGUAGGAUCACUCGUACUGUUCCUCGUAGUCAUCCAUUAUCAAUCACUGGGUAUGGUGGUGUCUUUGAUACCGAACCAUACUAAGCGAAAAGUCAUGACUCAUCACCUUCAACAUGAAGAAAGUCGUGACACCAUGACUUUCAAGUUUCCUCUUCUCAGAGGCAUGGGUGCCAAUUGGCUCGUUUGCAUGGCUUGCUUCCUAGCUUUCUUUCAUGGUAAGUAUUCCAUCUGGUUCAGGACCUUUGCAUUUACUCUAGACCACGUUGUGGCCAACAUGUUCUCCUUCGUACCAAUGGCGAGCUGGCAGAAUGAGUCUGAGAUUACUGUUGGGUUCUACAAUUGGAAGAGUAUGAUCAAGCUUUGA